This is a messenger RNA of Calliphora vicina (urban bluebottle blowfly), 2421 nucleotides long. RefSeq names its product neprilysin-4-like. Gene Ontology annotation, biological process: protein processing. Gene Ontology annotation, cellular component: plasma membrane. Bases 49 to 2112 code for a protein of 687 amino acids. The record is from RefSeq and is a predicted model, not a curated record. Gene Ontology annotation, molecular function: metalloendopeptidase activity. Lineage: Eukaryota; Metazoa; Arthropoda; Insecta; Diptera; Calliphoridae. The transcript has a single exon.
ACAGGCGGGUUUGGUUGGAUCAGUGCAAGCGAAGUGGCUAACAAAAAAAUGAAAGGCUUUUUAAAUAAACUUAGACUUGGUGUUUGUUCAAUACUCUUUAGUUUAUUAACAAUACAAGCCUCCGCGGUCAACUUUAAUGGCACGAAAUUCGAUACGGCAGCAGGUCGUCAAAUAAUGCGUUUGUCGAAAUCGGCGGAAAUGCGUAACUAUAUGAAACCAGAAGUGGAUGCUUGUAAAGACUUCUAUCAAUAUGCCUGCGGCAAUUGGGCCAAAAUUAAUCCCGCCAUUAAUGAACCCAAAACGGGUAUAUUCAGUGUUUUGACCAAGGCCUACGAUCGUAAAUUAUUUAAAAUUUUGGAUGGCGCUAAAACAUCGGGGGACAUAGAAACCGAUACCAAAGUCAAGUACUUUUAUGAGUCUUGUUUGCAGCGCCGUCAAUCGAAACACAACUAUCGUCAGAAUUUAUUGAGCAUAAUGGAAGAGUUUGGUGGUAUGCCGGCUCUGAAAGGUUCUGCUUGGAAGGAGAGUGAAUUUGAUUGGCUAGAAACUAUAGCCCAGAUAUUGCGUAAAUAUGGCCGCAAGAUAAUAAUAGGUGUGGAUAUUAGUGCAGAUUUAACCAAUAAUGAAAUAAAUCGUGUAUAUAUAGGACAACUGGACGAUUUAGUAACGGGUAAAUCUAAGGAAUAUUACUUGCGUUUAGCCAUGAUGUGGCAAAUUGAAAUGGAGUCAGUUUUGGGUUUGACUGCUCCACAAGCUUUAAUUGUAUCACAAGAAGUUACUGAUUUUGCUCAUAAAUUAGCUUCCGGUAUGGUUGAUCCCAUGGAGGGUCUUGGCAUGGAAGAUAAAACGCGUUUAAGAUUGCUGGAUGAAAUGACAGAGAACUAUGGUCCCGCCAUUAAUUUCACACAAUUUGUUAAGACCUGGCUGGGUUAUGACUACCGUUUGCCUGUCUACGAGUAUGUGGAAAACUAUAUAAGAAAUUUACGCAUUCUAAUAUUGGAAACACCACCUAAUGUCUUGGCCAAUUAUAUAAUGUGGGAAUUGAUACAAGAUUUUCGUCUGGAUGCACAAAAAAACUUAGACAAACAAAAGGAAAAAUGUGUUGAGAUUACCAAAAAACACUUUAUUAAAUAUUUGGAUCAUCUGAUCUAUAAACAACUGCUGACCCAACAGCCCGAUGUAAUUGAAGAGGUAAAAUCCAUGUGGCAACAAUUAAAAUUAUCUUUUGAGGAUAUACUGCAGUCUUCCUCUUCCGGCUGGAUGCUUGAAACCACUAGAGACAAGGCUUUGGAAAAACUUUCAGCCAUGUCUUUCGAAAUAAAUGGUUAUGUAGGUGUGGAUUUUCAAAAGGAAUUCAGUUCUUUGACCAUUUCCUCAGGAGACUUUUUUCAAAAUCUGCAAAAUGUUUUGCUAUUGAAGGGACAAAAUUUCAGAAUGAAAGUACAAGAGCCUCCCAAAUUGGAGGAACAUGAAAUGCUUAGUUUUACACCAGCCUAUGCAGCGGAAUACAAUCGAGUGAUAUUGCCAGUGGCUUUCUUACAACCUCGCUAUAUGUGGGAUGACGUGUAUCCCAAGGCUUUGAAAUAUGGUACUGUGGGCUAUAUCAUAGCCCAUGAAAUGGCUCAUGGCUUUGAUGACACCAUACGUAAAUACGAUGCCAAGGGAAAUCUUAACAAUUGGUGGGAUCGUAAUGCCAGUGCUGUGUUUGCCACACGCAAAGAAUGUCUACGCCAACAGUAUGGCCAGCACAGAUUUGGUGGCAAAUUGCUACCAAAAUCCCAGGCUCAGGGAGAAAAUAUUGCCGACAAUGUUGGCAUACGUAUUGCCUAUGCCGCCUACGAGAUGUGGCUAAGCAAACACCAUCACACGCCAGAACAUCUGCCCCACAUGGACACAAUAAAUGCUCGCCAAUUAUUUUUCAUUAGUUCGGCCCAAAUAUGGUGCACAGAUAUCAAUAGAAUUUGGCAUCAUAUUGUUGCCACCACCGAUGUGCAUCCACCCGAAGAAGUUCGUGUACGUGCCAUGUUUGCCAAUUUCGAUGCAUUCGCCGAGGCAUUCGAAUGUCAGCUGGGCUCACAAAUGCAUCCGCAUAGAAAAUGUAUUAUUUAUUGAUCAAACCAAACAGAUGAUAAUAUACUAUGAUUGGUUGGGGGCAGAUAUUUUAAGUGGAGGCAGGAAGCAAGUCGAUUUUUUCUAGUUCAACUGGAUGGAAUUGAUGGUGAUUGUUCUGCAAUUUCAAGGUUGAGUGUUUUACUUUGUUGAGUGUCGUUAAGUAGUUAGUUCCUAUUGUUGUUAUUUAAGUGUAAAAUUUUAUGCAUGAAAUAAAUACAAACUCAUAGAAAACUGUAUUGUUAUUGUUGUAAAAAAAAACACAAAAAAAGGAAGAAAAUAAUUAAAGUAUUUUAUUAAGUGAAACGAAAA